CCGGCAGAGACCAGAGGACCAACCCUCCUCCAUCUCUCCCCAUCUCUCUCCCCAUCCCAUCCCACCACGCGCAGCGCUCCCCAGAUCUUCCGAGCGUCCACAGGAAGCAACUUGCGGAGACAUGGGGACGAUACCGCAUCUGUUCCUCCUGUGCCUGGUGGCUGGAAGCUUCAUCGUGUUCACCGAAGGCACCGCGACCGAGUACAAGCGCGUCUGCUACUUCACCAACUGGUCCCAGCACCGCCUAGGCAUUGGCCGCUUCACCAUGGACAAAGUCGACGCCACCCUGUGCACGCACAUCAUCUAUGCCUUCGCCGGAUUCGACGAGAAAUUUCAAGUGAUCACCACUCAGCAGAACGACCUGGAGACGUUCAACAACACCAUGAAAACGAUCAAGCUGAAGUACCCUGAUCUCAAGUUCCUCCUCGCCAUCGGAGGGUGGAACUUCGGCGUGGAGAAGUUUUCCCGCAUGGUGUCCUGCGCCAAUAACCGGAAGGAAUUCAUUAAGUCUGCCAUCGCCUUCCUUCACAAGUACAAGUUUGACGGCAUCGACUACGACUGGGAGUACCCGGCGCACCGUGGCAGCCCAGCCACCGACAAGCACCUCUUUACCCUUCUCAUCCAGGAGACGAAUGCAGCUUUCACGGUUGACGCCCAGAGAAAGCGGUGUUCACGGUUGCUGCUUUCCGCGGCCGUGGCCGCUGCCAAAUCGACGGUGGCCGCCGCCUACGAGAUCAACUUGAUCCAUGAGCACCUGGACUUCAUCAACCUCAUGUCGUACGACCUGCAGAAGCAGAACGGGAAGACGAGUCACCACAGCCCCCUGUACGCCUCCAAGUCCAUCAUCCAGACGGACACAGUGGAAUCGUCGGUGCAGACAUGGCUGAGGGGUGGAGUCCCUCCGGAGAAGUUGGUGGUUGGGCUGCCCUUGUACGGCCGCUCCUUCACCCUCAGCACCACUUCCACUGGCAUCGGAGCGCCCGUCAGCGGACUUGGCUCUGCCGGACCCUACACCAAGGAGAAAGGCAUACUGGCCUACUACGAGGUGUGCCCUCUGCUCAACUCUGGCUACAAACGCGUGUGGCUCGACGACCAGAAGGUUCCCUACGCCUACCGCUCCAUCUACCGCAGCGGCCAGUGGGUCGGCUACGACGACAUCCCCAGCUACAGGCAGAAGGUGUGCUGGCUCAAGUUGAAGGGUCUGGGAGGUGCCAUGAUGUGGUCUCUGGACAUGGACGACUUCACGGGCAAAGCGUGCAAAGGUGAAGCCUACCCACUCCUCAAGCUCGUCAAGAAAAUCCUCACCACCGACACCGGCACCUUUGGCCAGUGCACAUUGCCGAGGCUGUAUGACACCUUGGCCUCGAAGGAGAGCGGUGCCACCUCCACCCCCACCGCCAGCGGCAGCAGCAGCAAGCAGGAGAGCCCCACCUCCGGGGAAACGUCGCGGGAGGAGGAUUCGGUACCCACUGACGCGGACGCCGACGCCAUCAUUGCCGCGUUCGUCGGGACCGGACGGCCGUCGGGGACUCUGGCGGCAGCUGGCGAUUCGUUCUGCGCAGGGCAGAGCGACGGCCUCUACCCCCACGCAAGCGACUCCCACCGCUUCUACCACUGCGCCAAUGGAGCGACGUCUGACAAGGCGUGCCCCGAAGGCCUGGUGUACAGCGCCGAAAUUCAUGUGUGCACGUGGCCCUGAGGCCGAGCUGUCAUCGUCGUCGCUGUUGCGGUCGUCCCCAACCCCAAAUUACACCCAACCCAGUUAAAAAGCGGAGUGUGACGGAUUCACCGAUCUUGCCGGACGUAAAGCCGGCAAGCAAAUGAAAGCGGAGGAUGCGUGUCGCACGACUUACUCGAUCCCGAGUUAGUCGUAAUCCCGAGUAAUCGCUCGCCAUUCAAUCAAUUGCCAGUGUAGAAUCAGAACAUUGCAUUUAGACUGCAGGAGGCGGAAUUCGAUUAGCUAUAAAGCUGUUUUGUCACACAUGUCCAGUACAACACACAAACACGGUAGUCGUGCAAAGUACAAGAAAGUUAAACUAAUCACCAAAACACAUACAAAUACAACUAAACCAUCCUACCAGGCAACGGCCAAUGAUGUAUUAACUUAUUUUUUCAGAUGUGAGCUGGCCACAUAUAAUAGCUGCCGGACAAAGUGAGCUUACCAUUUGGACAUUUAUGUCGGGAAAAAAAUAAUCUAAAUAAUCUCAAUGCGUGUUUCUAAAUGUGGAGGGGAAAACACGAGGACCCGGAGAAGAGAUCCACGUGACCAUGGGGAGUGAGAGAGAGACACGCACAUUCCCAAAUAUACAGCUGGCAUCAGUGGUCGGGAUCGAACCCCCGACCUCCUGCAUACCAGACGAGGUAGUUAACAUUUUCUAGCCACCAUGGUGCCCCUUUAAAUAAAUAAAUCGACAUAUUCAUGAUGGCUGCCCGAUCAACUUUGGGCUGAAUCGAUACAAAUGAUACCUCGAUUCACGGAUCCAACAAUGGCCACGUAACAUGGGCAAAUACACGCUCCCCCCCAACUCCACGCCUGACUCUCUUCCGUAUAUCUCCGAUCGGUGAUACCGUCGAGAGUGUUAAAUAACCCCCCACGACGCUCUCCAUUAAACGUCGUGAUCAGUGGGCUGGUGUCGUUUGGCCGUGAUUGACGACAAUGAUGACGAUGACGAUGAUGGCGAUCAUGAUGACGAUCGAUAAUUUUACCUUAAUCGUACUCUUCACAGUGAUUGGUGUUGUGUAAUCGCGGUUUCCCAGACCCACAGCCUGGGGAAUCGUUCGGAAUCAGCACUCUGCAAUAAAGUGGUUCGGAUUGGU
This is a messenger RNA of Lethenteron reissneri (Far Eastern brook lamprey), 2817 nucleotides long. RefSeq names its product chitotriosidase-1-like. Gene Ontology annotation, biological process: chitin catabolic process; carbohydrate metabolic process. The record is from RefSeq and is a predicted model, not a curated record. Gene Ontology annotation, molecular function: chitin binding; chitinase activity. Gene Ontology annotation, cellular component: extracellular region. NCBI's taxonomy places the organism in Eukaryota, Metazoa, Chordata, Hyperoartia, Petromyzontiformes, Petromyzontidae.